AUGACUACUCAAAUGGUGCCCAUUGAUUUAAAGAAAUAUAAGGAUGAACAUUCAGGAAACAUCAUCGUAGUGUCUAACAGAUUGCCUGUCACGAUCACGAAGAACAAAACCACAGGAGACUAUGAGUAUUCCAUGUCAUCAGGUGGGUUGGUUACUGCAUUACAAGGGUUGAAGAAGACCUCGACUUUCCAAUGGUAUGGUUGGCCAGGUUUGGAGAUUCCUGAUGACGAAAAGGAACAAGUGAAGAAGGACCUUUUAGAAAAGUUCAAUGCAAUUCCAAUUUUCCUCACUGAUGAAAUUGCAGAUUUACAUUACAAUGGGUUCAGUAACUCUAUUCUGUGGCCAUUGUUCCAUUACCACCCUGGUGAAAUUAAUUUCGAUGAAAAUGCAUGGAUGGCAUAUAACGAGGCAAAUAAGACGUUUGCUGAUGCCAUUGUUGAAAAUGUUCAGGAUAAUGAUUUAGUGUGGGUUCAUGAUUAUCAUUUAAUGUUGUUACCUGAAAUUUUAAGGAACGAAUUCAAUAAACGUAAGUUGAGAAAUGUGAAGUUAGGUUGGUUCUUACAUACUCCGUUCCCAUCAAGUGAAAUUUACAGAAUUCUGCCGGUAAGACAGGAAAUAUUAAAGGGUGUGUUGAGUUGUAACCUAAUUGGGUUUCAUACAUAUGACUAUGCCAGACAUUUUUUGUCCUCUGUGCAGAGAGUAUUAAAUGUAAACACAUUGCCUAAUGGUGUGGAAUAUAAAGGAACUUUUGUUAAUGUGGGAGCAUUCCCUAUUGGGAUUGAUGUAGAUCAUUUUAAGGAUGGUCUCAAAAAACCACAGGUGAUACAAAGAAUUGAAGAAUUGAAAAAGACUUUCAAAGGUUUAAAGAUUAUUGUUGGUGUUGAUAGGCUAGAUUAUAUUAAAGGUGUUCCGCAAAAGCUGCACGCCAUGGAAGUAUUUUUAACAGAACAUCCAGAAUGGAUUGGAAAAGUGGUUCUAGUUCAAGUUGCAGUUCCAAGUCGUGGGGAUGUUGAAGAAUAUCAGUAUCUAAGAUCUGUUGUUAAUGAAUUAGUUGGAAGAAUUAAUGGUCAAUUCGGUACAGUAGAAUUUGUUCCAAUUCAUUUCAUGCAUAAGAGUAUCCCAUUUGAAGAACUUAUUUCUCUUUAUGCAGCAAGUGACGUUUGCUUGGUGUCUUCAACAAGAGAUGGGAUGAAUUUGGUUUCAUAUGAGUAUAUUGCCUGUCAAGAAGAGAAAAAGGGUACUUUGUUACUGAGUGAGUUUACUGGUGCCGCACAAUCAUUGAACGGUGCCGUCAUUUUUAAUCCAUGGAAUACUGAUGAACUGUCAGAAGCAAUUAACGAAGCCUUAACGUUGCCUGAGGAAAAAAGAGAUGCAAAUUGGGAAAAAUUGAACAAAUAUAUCAGUAAAUAUACGUCUUCCUUCUGGGGUGAGAAUUUUGUUCAUGAACUUAGAAACACUACUUUUUCAACGAGCCAAGAAUAA
Messenger RNA from Naumovozyma castellii, 1482 nucleotides. RefSeq names its product trehalose-6-phosphate synthase. The record is from RefSeq and is a predicted model, not a curated record. NCBI's taxonomy places the organism in Eukaryota, Fungi, Ascomycota, Saccharomycetes, Saccharomycetales, Saccharomycetaceae. The transcript has a single exon. Bases 1 to 1482 code for a protein of 493 amino acids.